Molecule: messenger RNA, 3579 nt
Organism: Salvelinus fontinalis (brook trout)
Lineage: Eukaryota; Metazoa; Chordata; Actinopteri; Salmoniformes; Salmonidae
Exons: 3
Coding region: 51-1916 (621 amino acids)
Source: RefSeq, a predicted model, not a curated record
AACAAGCACAAACACCGUUCCCACUCAGAGUGAAGGAGUACGGAGGUGGCAUGAUGUCGUCAGACAGGGAUAAAAGGGCUGUGUUUGGUAAAGGGAUCGCGUUCGACCCCUGCCAGCUUCGAGACCCUUGGGAGAACAGAGCCCAGAAGAUCAGUGAGAAGGGACAGCAGGAGAAGGAGGGGCAGGAAAAUAGAGACCUGAAUCGGCUUAUUAAAGAGCGGCACAUUCGACUGAUGGCAUUGGAGAAGAAAGGAAAGGGCAGAAAGAUGGUGUAUUGUCCUCUACUGAAACGGUUUAGGCUUGAUCCUCCACUAGACGCAGCCCCACCUCCACCCCCACCCCCACCCACUCCCAAGAAAUCACCACGACGGGUGAAGAUAGAGAUUCCCAAGCCAGUGGAGAAGAAGCCCACCCCACCUAAACCAUCACCUCCUCCUCUGCCCAAAGUCAUUCUCUCAUACAAAGACUUACAAAGACGAUCUGAGGGAAAAUGGUGGAGGAGUAUUAGGGAUAGAGAACUACCGAAUGGUCCAAGUGAAUGGUCAAAGCCCUUUAAGUGUCGACCACUGCAGUUCAGUAGAAUCCUUUACGACCAAACAUUGUCCUGGCAGCGGGGAUGGCCAACGUUCAGCCGGGAAAAAAGCAACAAACUACUGAAAGUUAAACCUUUGGAUGACAAAGUUAACCUUAAAGAGUGGAAGGAUUCUUGGAAGAUGUCCAGGCCUUUACCCAAGCAGCACACAGAAAACAGGGGUAUUACAGAAAAAGUAAAGGCUUUCAGAGAGUGGCAGAAUCGCUUGGUAAUCAGCAGAAAUAGAACAUCUACGGCAGUGGAGAAGAAAGGAAAGAGCAGCGACAUGUCUAACUUCAGGUCUAAAGUGGCACCUCCACCAACUAUACAUAAAUCUGAGCCACCAACUCAUAAGAAACAUGAACCGCUCCUUCAGCUGAGGAAGGAGAGCUCUGAGGAAAAUAAGCCCACCGCACCCAAGAGCGCAAAGCCCCCAGCCCCACAACCCAAGGAGAAGAAGCUGCUUGCCAGAAAACCUUCACCUCCUCAGGAUGACACAGUAAAUCUUCCAUGGGGGAAGAAAGUUUGUAGGACGUCCAAGCCUUCACUCAAGCAGCACACAGAGAAUCAGAUGAUUGCAGAAACUGUGAAGACAGGGACGGGCGAUGACAUGUCUGACUCCAGAAAAAUUGUGAUGAGCCUUGACAAUGAUGCUGACAUUGAAGCAGCACAUUUGGAUUCCAGGUUUGGAGUCCAGGUUUGGAGUCCAGGUUUGGAGGCCAGGUUCGGAGGCCAGGCCAAGGUGGUACCUCCACCCACACUACCCACAAAGAAACGUGAACCACCCAAGAAAUCACAGUUUGAUGCCCCCCAAAAAACUCAGGCUUCAUCGGACAUACUUAAUGUCGAUAAAUGGUCAGAAGCCUGGAGGACUCAACCACUGUUGUUGAACAUUAAAAAACAAGUAUCUCUAGAGGCUUGGGAGCAGGAAUGGCCAGAGUUCACAGAGGAACAAUGUGAUAAACGACUGAAUGUUAAGCCUUUGGAUGACAAUGUAAAUCUUACAGAAUGGGGGGAUGCUUGGAAGACGCCCAAGCCUUUAGCCAAGCAGCACACUGAGGACUUGACGGUUACAGAGACAGUAAAGCCCAAAGCCUUGACAGGUUGGAGAGAGGCAAGGAGGCUCUCUGGUGACAAUGUUCAAAAUAAUCUUCCAAGUCUGAAGGAUUGGCGUGACUCGUGGAGUUUCUGCCAAGAACAUCGCUGGUGGAAGGUUUCUAUGGACUCCCAGAUGUCAAAACAACUUUUUUCCCAUCUAAGGAAAAGGGGCGGAGGGCUUUUUUUGUUUUGUUUUUUGUUUUUGUUUCUUUGUUUUCUUGGACACAAUACAGACUGGGGACAGUAGGACUUAAUUACCAUGACAGCCAUGAAGCAAGCAAACAUUACAAACAAAUAAACAACACAACACAUUUAGGUUAAGACAUGAAAACAAUGACAACCAUGCAUUACUACCAUUAUAACCUAAUUAACUUAAAGUAACUUUUUAAAGACCAAACUCGAAGAAAACUGUUAACGGUAUGUGAUGGGACAUGUGAGGAAAGGAAAGGGAAGGUGAAAAAAGGCUGGUGAAAAGUAAGAUGUUAUGGCAAGGAUUUUGUAAGGUAUAUGUAUGCAGAUGGGAUUAGACUGGGGGAGAUUGUGGGCUGAGGGCCCUUGGGUACUGUUUUUGUCAGCAGAUAAACUUUAGAAAAGAUGGUGGAUAAAUGAAGUCUUACUCAGGCCGUUUACCAUUGGGGGAAAAAUGGUCACAGUUCCGGUCUACUUACUAAGGAGUGGCUCUUGGGUCUGGUAUAAUUAGUUAAUUGACUGUACUGUAUAUGAACCAGAAAAAAUGAGGGAGUGAGAUGUUUUGCUUCCUCCUCCGUCUCUGACUGUAGGCAGUUCCUACUCCUAUCAGGACCCAAACUGACAGAGCUGCACUAAUUGACUUCAAGAAACCCGAAGAAGCUUUCUUUUCAGAUAUGUAGUGUUUGAUAUUAGCAAAUGUGGAACACAUUUUAUUUUUAAGUGGGCAAGGAUGUGACAGAGUGUAGCUGAUAUUGUUGAGUUAAUUAACAUAGUCAUGUUACAUGCCUCCUAUUGGUCUGUUCGAACUGAUUCUUUGUGUUUUGUCUUAAUUGAUUGCAGGUGUGACUGCGGAGCAUGCGUCUCCUGUUAUCUUAAAAUGGCUGCAUUUCCUGCCAACCAGGAAGAGGAAAAAGGAGCCGCUGCUACCUCCAAGUCCUCAGACUAGCUCUAGCCUAUGGACUGAACUCCCAAUCACAGUUGAAAAUAAUCAUAUCUAGUCUCUGUGUUUAUUGUGAAAUUCUGAGUACAUCUUGUCGGAUCAGUGUCUGUGAGGACUUGGAGACAGACAGCAAAGGUAAUUCUUGUUUUUUUGUGGGCUUGGUUAUUCCAUGCAUGUAGCACUUUAAAGUCUUUCAGACAUUUUUGAGAGUGAUGAAUGCAUUUUUUGUUACACUUAAUACAGUUUGCUGUGCGUGCACUAUAGAUGGGUUGGCUGAUAACGUCACAAACGAUUCGCACGUUUCAAUGGUAAGUUGUGAUUCUGGAUGGCCAGAUAGCUUCCAACAAUGACAAAUUGCCUGUGGGUAAUCUUAAGUGACUAGUUUCAUCUUGUUCUUUGUGUUUUGACUGAUUUCAUGUCAAUGUUAAUAGGGAAAAAAAUUGCUACCUAGCAAACCAACAGUAGCAAUGUAUUUGAAACAAGUGCUCAUUGUGUAAAUGUAUGUUUUCAAUAAACAUUGACAACAUGUCAAUUAUAUUUAUUCAAUCUAAGCCAACCGUUUGUUUUGCCCCAUAGCUCUGCAUGUGCUGGUUGCUAAACAACCAACCUGUCUAUAGUUGCUGUGCUUUGAGAUACUUUUACUAGCCUUAAUUGAAUAUUGCAUUUAAACACUGAAGUCUUACAUGAAUGCUCUGUUGUACUAGACAACACAACUGUAACCUUGAAAUAACUAAAUAUUGCUUGUAAUAACAUUAAAGAGGGGCUGAACUUGCCGAUUCCA